AUGGAUCAAGAUACAGCUAAAAAAUUACUAAUCGAUGGCGGCACGUUUGUUUUUCUCGGUGUGCCUCAAGAAACACAAUUUGGUAUCGAUAUGCAGUGUUGGAAUACUGACGACGAUUUUCGCGGGAUAAAAAUGAUUCCACCCGGUUUGCAUUAUAUUCACUACGCCGGUGUUAGCAAAGGUACAGGGGAUGUAUCACCGAGAUCUGGAUUUAUGCAUUAUUUUCAUAAAAAAGAAUUUCUCGUGAAGCUAUGGAAUAAAGAUUUGGAGGAUAUGAGUAAAGAUGAAGUUACAGAUGAGAGUAUACAGAGAUUGAAAGACAACUUAAUGAACCUUGAUAGGCAUUUGGCACCAUACCCAUAUGAAAUAUGGCAGAAAUGGAAGCUUUUGUCAUCGCAGAUAACAGAUGACCUUGCAAAAAAACUAUCACCUGAAAGUGGAAUGAUUAGAGCAUCUGUGGAAUUGCUCUCAACAACAGAUGAAGAUAGGCCAAGAGGAGUUAAAUCUGCAUCAAUUGACAGCAAUGUGAGUGGGUCGGAAAAUAACUCAGAAGAAUCUUCGACAUCUGGGCAGUCUGUUGCCAAAAGAUUUAAACGGAUAACUGCUGCUGAGAGAGAAGAUGCUAUGUUACCCAGUCUAAAGCCUGUUCCAGGUGCUUCAAUGAGAUUUACUGAGAUACCUCAUGAUAAAUAUCCACCAGGGUCAACACCUGAAGUGAUAACAAAGCAUUACUUAGACCAGUCUUAUACUUUAGAGUUGAUGAUAGCUCAACAAGAUGAACCGCUGCACAUAAUAGGUGAACUACAGUUCGCGUACCUAUGCUUCCUCAUUGGCCACUCCCUCGAAGCAUUUGAGCAUUGGAAGAAUCUAGUCAUCCUUUUGUGUUCUUGCGACGACGCCAUACACAAAUACCACACCGUGUUUUUCCAUUUCAUUCGCACAAUCGAGAUACAAAUUGAUGAAAUGCCAGAAGACUUCCUAGCAGACAUAGUCAUGAACAAGAAUUUAGUGUACAAGAAGUUAAGAGAGUUCUUUAAGACUGCGUAUUGGGAUUUCACAGGUUUGGAUAGUGAUGAAGAAGAUGAGAGACCGGUGAUAGUCAGAAUAGAUGGACCGGGUGACUGUUGA
This is a messenger RNA of Leptosia nina, 1128 nucleotides long. The record is from the annotation of a GenBank genome assembly. Lineage: Eukaryota; Metazoa; Arthropoda; Insecta; Lepidoptera; Pieridae.